Molecule: messenger RNA, 612 nt
Organism: Fusarium subglutinans
Lineage: Eukaryota; Fungi; Ascomycota; Sordariomycetes; Hypocreales; Nectriaceae
Exons: 1
Coding region: 1-612 (203 amino acids)
Source: RefSeq, a predicted model, not a curated record
AUGCCUCACCCGCGUAUCCACGGAUUCGCCGCCCUCAAGAAGCGUGCUAACCAGCCUGAAAACCAAGAUGUUCGACUGGAGACCGAACAGAAAGGCAUCACCAUGGUAGAGAGCAUGACUCUUCGAGCCGUCAACAACGAGAAGACCUCCGGACUGCGCCUCAUAAACAAUUCUCUUGGUGGGGGGCGCCAGGAGAACGUCGUCGCCAAAGUCCCUGGGGUGGAGGGCACGUAUGCAGCCGUGAUCGACAACGCGGAAAGUCUUCUCGAUGCAUACAAGAUGCUCCCACGAGGAAAGAUUAGCGUGAUCUUCGCUGUGCCUCCUAACGGGUCGGGGGCCAGUAUGACCUCCACGGAAAUCCCGUGGUCUGUCUUGAAGGCGGCAGAGGAGCAAGAUGUCGUGGCAACAGAGAGCGCAAUUGAUGCAGUCGAAGCACCUGACGACGAUGAAACUGUGGUGGGAGACGACGAGACCGUCGUCGGAGAGGAUGACCGCCCCAAGAAGGAAGAUGUCAAAGAGAAUAACGAGACGACACCGGAGCCAACUACCACCAUCACGCCUGCGACCGACCCGGAAGUUCUGUAUCCUGACCUGGCUGGUUUGUUGAUCUAA